AUGCCGAAUUUGUUUCUUAUUAUGCAAUGCAACAUCGAUUAAAAUAGACUUCAAACCUACACUAUGUAUGGCGUUCCUACUUAAAAAAAAAAUAAGAUACUUUUUCGCAUUUUAAUAUAAAGCUUUGAGUAAAGUAAUAGAAAUUCAAAAAUAAAAAAAUAAAAAAUGAAUUGCACCUUUAAACAGAAGGAAAAUCUGUCUGAAAUUUUUGCUUUAGUUGAAGAUAAAGAUGAACAUAUAUUUAGAUUUAUAAUAUAAAUUUUUCGGAAGGAAGAUGUUUAAGACUGUAUAGAUUAUCUUUCAGAUAAUGGAAAUCAAAGAAAAUUUGAAUCAUAUAUUAAACAAGGAAUGGAUUUAAUAAACGUUGAUAAGGAAUACAAGUUUUAUGAUGUUAAUAAUAACAUUAAACAACUUAUUUAUGUCUUAAAGAAAAUAAAAGAUCAUGAAUUUAAUAAGAUAGACUUUUCCAACUAUAAAAAUUAAAAAAAUAAGCAAGAUUUAAUUAUAUAUAUAAAUUAUCAAAGGUAGAUCAUUGAGUUUUUGAAAUUUUUAGUUCACCUCACGUCUAUUGAUAAUACUUUUAUAUAAUGUGGGUCAAAUUCAUUAAAUUUAUUAGUAGACAUGAAGGUUGACCUGACGAACAACAGUUUUGAAAAUAUAAAAAUUUAGAAUAUUUCUUUAGUAGGAGCUAAUUUUGUGAGAUGUAAUUUAAGUGGAUCAUAAUUUUUUAAUGUAGAUAUUAAUGGAAUAAAUUUAAAUGGAGCUUAACUUAUAAAUUGUAAAUGGAAUAAUAUUAAAACAGGAAAUUUAUCUAAUAAAUUAGAUGGUCAUACUCGUAGUGUCCAAUCAGUAUGUUUCUCUCCAGAUGGUAGAACGUUAGGAUCUGGUAGUUGGGAUAGGUCUAUCAUUUUAUGGGAUGUUUAGACAGGAUAAUUAAAAGCCAAAUUCGAUAGAAAUAUUGGGGCUGUCUGGUCAGUCUGUAUAUCUCCUGAUGGUACUACAUUAGCAUCUGGUACUGAAGAUAAGUCUAUCAUUUUAUGGGAUGUAAAAACAGGAUAAUAAAAAGCAAAAUUAGAUGGUCACACAAAGGCUGUCUAAUCAGUAUGUUUCUCAUCUGAUGGUUCAAUAUUGGCAUCUGGUAGUGCUGAUUGUUCUAUUCGUUUAUGGUAUGUUAAAACUAGGAAAAAAAAAUAAAAAUUAAAUGGACAUUCUAAGAGGGUUGACACAAUAUGCAUCUCUCCUGAUUGUACUUUAUUAGCAUCUGGUGGUAAAGAAGGUUUAAUCCUAUUAUGGAAUGUUAAGACAGGAUAUAAAAAAAAUAUUUUAUAAGGGCAUAGAUCGAAUGUCAAUACUAUUUGCUUCUCUCCUGAUGGUACUAUAUUAGCGUCAGGUAGUGCAGAUAAAUCUAUCCUCCUAUGGGAUGUUAAAACAGGAUAGUAAUAAAUCAAAUUAGAUUGUCAUACUAGUUUUGUCUUAUCAGUCUGUUUUUCUCUUGAUGGCAAUUUAGCAUCUGGGAGUAGUGAUAAAUCUGUCCGAUUCUGGGAUACUAAAAAGCAAUCAUUUAAGGGUUUAAAAGUGAUGUCAAUGCAGUAUGCUUCUCUCCUGAUUCCACAAAAUUAGCAACUGGUUGUGGUUAUAGUAAUUGCGAACUAGUUGAUAUUUUUGGAUAAUACAAUAUCUUCUACAAUAAAUAUGGAUGUGGUGAUUGUUCUAUAAAUUUAUGGGAUGUUGAUACAGAGUAAUAAUUAAGCAAAUUAGAUGGUCAUAAUCAUUUGGUCAAAUCAAUAUGUUAUUCACCUGAUGGUUCUACAAUAGCAUCUGGAAGUUACGAUAAAUCUAUUCGUUUGUGGGAUGUAAAAACUGGAUAAUAAAAAAUGAAAUUGGAUGGUCAUGAAUGUAUAGUAAACUCAAUAUGCUACUCUCCUGAUGGUUCUACAUUAGCAUCUGGAAGUAGUGAUUAAUCGAUAGGUUUAUGGGAUGUUAAAAUAGGAUAGUAAAAAAGAAAAUUUUAUGGUCACAGAGGAACAGUUUUAUGUGUAUGUUUUUCUUUUGAUGGUGCUACUUUAGCUUCUGGUGGUUAUGAUCAGUCGAUAAUUAUAUGGAAAGUUAAAGCAGGAUAGUAAGAAAAGAAAUUUUAUGGCCAUGGCGAUGCUGUUUUAUCCUUAUCUUUCUCCCCUGAUGAUGCUCUUUUAGCUUCUGGUAGUUAUGAUUAGUCGAUUAUUAUAUGGAACGUUAAAGCAGGAUACUAAGAAAAAAAAUUUUAUGGCCAUGGCGGAGCUAUUUUAUCCGUAUCUUUCUCCCCUGAUUUAUCUAUAUUAGCAUCUAGUAGUAAUGAUACUUCAAUACGUUUAUGGGAUGUUAAAACAAGCUAAUAGAAAGCUAAAUUGGAUGGUCAUACUAAUGCUGUUCAAUCAGUAUGCUUCUCUCCUGAUGGUUCUACAAUAGUCUCUGGUAGUAGGGAUAAAUCUAUACGUUUAUGGGAUGUUCAAACAAGAUAAUAGAGAGCUAAAUUGGAUGGUCAUACUCAUGCUGUUCAAUCAGUAUGCUUCUCUCCUGAUGGUACUAAAAUAGCAUCUGGCAGUGGUGAUAAAUCUAUACGUUUAUGGAAUGUUAAAAAAGUUUAAUAAAGAGCAAAAUUAGAUGGCCAUAAUCAUUUUAUUAAUUCAGUAUGUUUCUCCCCUGAUGCUUCUAUAUUAGCAUCUGCUAGUAGUGAUACUUCAAUACGUUUAUGGGAUGUUAAAACAAGAAAAUAGAGAGCCAAAUUGGAUGGUCAUACUAGUGCUGUAUAUUCAGUAUGCUUCUCUCCUGAUGGUUCUAUAAUAGCUUCUGGUAGUUAUGAUAAAUCUAUCCGUUUGUGGGAUGUGAAAACUGGAUAAUAAAUUGUCUUAUUGAACGGUCAUACUAGUGCUGUAUAUACAGUGUGCUUCUCUCCUGAUGGUUCUACAUUAGCAUCUGGAAGCUGUGAUUAAUCUAUCCGUUUAUGGGAUAUUAAGACAAGAUAAUAAAAAGCCAAAUUUGAAGGUCAUACUCAUUAUGUCAACUCAAUAUGUUUCUCUCCUGAUGGUACUACAUUAGCAUCUGGAUGUUGUGAUUAGUCUAUCCGUUUAUGGGAUAUAAAUUCAGGAUAGUAAAUAGUCAAAUAUGAUGGUCAUACUAAUUUUGUCAACUCAGUAUGUUUCUCUUCUGAUGGUUUGAUGUUAGCAUCUGGUAUGAUAAAUCUAUCUUUUUCUGGGAUAUUCAACCAUAUAAAGAACUUGACCCAUAUCAAAUAAGUUACAAUGAUGUUCUAGCAUAAUUUAACCAACCUCUUUAUACCGAAAGUAAUAAUUUUAUUUAUAAUUUGUUAGUAAACACUUAUAUAACAAUUCUAGAAAUAUCCACAUCACCAAAGUUUUAAGCAUAAGGAGCUUUAAUUCUUAAAGGAGAAUUUACAAACGAAUUUGGAAACGACUUAAGAUCAUUUUUCAAAUCUAAAGGAAGUUUCAUUUUGGAAGGCUAAAUAUCGUUUUAGAAAAAAUAGAAUUGAUUAUUAUAGUCUAAUAACAUUUCCUCUAAGUCUUCAUACUUCUUGAUAUUUUUUUUUAUAUUUUAAAUCUAUUUUUAUCUAUAAUCACUCAUUAAUAACGCAAACCAAUAAUCAAAUUUUUAUAAUAAAAAAAAAUAAUUAAAAAAUGAAAGGCUAAUUAUAUUGAGAGUUGACUGGAAAGAUUAGNGGGAUAAAUCUAUACGUUUAUGGGAUGUUCAAACAAGAUAAUAGAGAGCUAAAUUGGAUGGUCAUACUCAUGCUGUUCAAUCAGUAUGCUUCUCUCCUGAUGGUACUAAAAUAGCAUCUGGCAGUGGUGAUAAAUCUAUACGUUUAUGGAAUGUUAAAAAAGUUUAAUAAAGAGCAAAAUUAGAUGGCCAUAAUCAUUUUAUUAAUUCAGUAUGUUUCUCCCCUGAUGCUUCUAUAUUAGCAUCUGCUAGUAGUGAUACUUCAAUACGUUUAUGGGAUGUUAAAACAAGAAAAUAGAGAGCCAAAUUGGAUGGUCAUACUAGUGCUGUAUAUUCAGUAUGCUUCUCUCCUGAUGGUUCUAUAAUAGCUUCUGGUAGUUAUGAUAAAUCUAUCCGUUUGUGGGAUGUGAAAACUGGAUAAUAAAUUGUCUUAUUGAACGGUCAUACUAGUGCUGUAUAUACAGUGUGCUUCUCUCCUGAUGGUUCUACAUUAGCAUCUGGAAGCUGUGAUUAAUCUAUCCGUUUAUGGGAUAUUAAGACAAGAUAAUAAAAAGCCAAAUUUGAAGGUCAUACUCAUUAUGUCAACUCAAUAUGUUUCUCUCCUGAUGGUACUACAUUAGCAUCUGGAUGUUGUGAUUAGUCUAUCCGUUUAUGGGAUAUAAAUUCAGGAUAGUAAAUAGUCAAAUAUGAUGGUCAUACUAAUUUUGUCAACUCAGUAUGUUUCUCUUCUGAUGGUUUGAUGUUAGCAUCUGGUAUGAUAAAUCUAUCUUUUUCUGGGAUAUUCAACCAUAUAAAGAACUUGACCCAUAUCAAAUAAGUUACAAUGAUGUUCUAGCAUAAUUUAACCAACCUCUUUAUACCGAAAGUAAUAAUUUUAUUUAUAAUUUGUUAGUAAACACUUAUAUAACAAUUCUAGAAAUAUCCACAUCACCAAAGUUUUAAGCAUAAGGAGCUUUAAUUCUUAAAGGAGAAUUUACAAACGAAUUUGGAAACGACUUAAGAUCAUUUUUCAAAUCUAAAGGAAGUUUCAUUUUGGAAGGCUAAAUAUCGUUUUAGAAAAAAUAGAAUUGAUUAUUAAUCACUCAUUAAUAACGCAAACCAAUAAUCAAAUUUUUAUAAUAAAAAAAAAUAAUUAAAAAAUGAAAGGCUAAUUAUAUUGAGAGUUGACUGGAAAGAUUAGGGAGCGAGUGAUUUAGAUCCCUUACUGUCCCCAAAUAUCAAACUCUGCUUCGACUAAAAUCUGUUUUAAAGUGUUAAAUUAUUCAAGACUAAUAGUCUGCAGUUGCUACACUGUCAUUAUUCGAAAGGAACUCAUUUAUUUAAUAAACCUGAUAUAAAUUUUAAUUGA
Molecule: messenger RNA, 5059 nt
Organism: Paramecium pentaurelia
Lineage: Eukaryota; Ciliophora; Oligohymenophorea; Peniculida; Parameciidae
Source: the annotation of a GenBank genome assembly